ACUGCACUGAACUCCAGUGAAGUCGGGGACCGCGGGUCCAGGCAGGCCGCCUGAGCACACGCAGAGUUGGUUCUGCCUGAUCUGCUUCUGGCCUUUGAUAUGCCGCCAAGCUUAAAAGCACUGAGCCUCUCCCCAAUGUCGUCUGCCUGGGAGUGCAAGACGCAAGACACCUUUGCCAGCAGUGAGGAGCAGGACAAGGUGCUCCACCAGGUGACAGUGACAGCCACAAACACAAGUGGCCAGUGCCAGUGCCCGAAGGAGGAGCCCGACGGGGCUCCGCAGAAGCGGACAAGCACCCAGAACGGAAUGCAGGACAGUGGGGGCAUGGGGGUGAAGAAGAAACGGAAGAAAAAGGAUCUGGGAGAGCAGGAAGGGGGAGAUAAAGCAGCUGUGGAGGUGAAACCAAAGAGGAGGAGAGAGCCUAAAGAACCAAAAGAGCCCAAAAAGGUGAAGGAGUCUAAGAAGCCGAAGGAGCCCAAGCAGAGGGAGGUGGUUAAGAAGCCACGGAAACCUCGGGAACCCAAAGCCCCAAAGGAUCCUAAAGACAAGAAGAGUGGCUCUGAGCCAGCCCCCAGAUCAAGACCCAAGAAGAGCAGCAAAGACACCCCUGUGGAAAAGAAGAAGAAAGGGAAGAGGAAAAAUGAGAUACCAGUGAACAGUUUGGAUUUGGAUCAGGACCUCCUGAGCUCAUCUGUACAGAGCCCAGAGGAGUCUGCAGAGUCAGCUGACAGCCAGAAACGACGCUCAGGACGGCAGGUGAAGAGGAGGAAGUACAACGAGGACCUGGAUUUCAAGGUUGUGGAUGAUGAUGGCGAGACAAUUGCUGUGCUGGGAGCUGGGCGAACCUCCGCACUCUCCGCCUCUACCCUGGCAUGGCAGGCAGAGGAGCCUCCUGAGGAUGAUGCUAAUAUCAUUGAGAAGAUCCUUGCCUCCAGGAUGGUGCAGAAGGAGGCUCAUCCUGGAGGCCUGGCAUUUGAGACAGAGGAGUUCUACGUCAAGUACAGGAACUUCUCUUACCUGCACUGUAAAUGGGCAACGCUGGAGGAGCUGGAGAAGGACCCCAGGAUCUCACAAAAGAUAAAGCGUUUCCGGAACAAGCAGGCUCAGAUGAAACAUAUUUUUACAGAGCCUGAUGAGGAUUUGUUCAACCCGGAUUAUGUGGAGGUAGAUCGAAUUCUGGAGGUGGCUCACACAAAGGACCCUGACACUGGAGAGGAGGUCACUCACUACUUGGUGAAGUGGUGCUCACUGCCCUAUGAGGAGAGCACCUGGGAGCUGGAGGAGGAUGUUGACCCAGGGAAGAUUAAAGAGUUUGAAGCCCUCCAAAUCCCUCCAGAAAUCAAGCACAUGGAGCGCCCAGCAUCUGAGUCCUGGCAGAAGCUGGAGAAGUCUCGGGAGUACAAGAACAGCAACCAGCUGCGGGAGUAUCAACUGGAGGGAAUGAACUGGCUGCUCUUUAACUGGUAUAACAGGAAGAACUGCAUCCUGGCUGAUGAGAUGGGGUUGGGGAAGACAAUCCAGUCAAUCACUUUCCUCUCAGAGAUAUUCCUGAUGGGCAUCCAUGGCCCCUUCCUCAUCAUCGCACCUCUCUCCACCAUUACGAACUGGGAGAGGGAGUUCCGCACCUGGACGGAGAUGAAUGCCAUCGUGUACCACGGCAGCCAGAUCAGCCGGCAGAUGAUCCAGCAGUACGAGAUGGUGUACAGGGACGCACAGGGUAACCCUCUCCCUGGGAUCUUCAAGUUCCAGGUGGUUAUCACCACCUUUGAGAUGAUCCUUGCUGACUGCCCGGAGCUGAAGAAGAUCCAGUGGCGCUGUGUGGUCAUUGAUGAGGCACAUCGCCUAAAGAACAGGAACUGCAAACUCCUGGAGGGACUGAAGCUCAUGGCUCUGGAGCACAAAGUGCUGCUGACGGGGACCCCCCUGCAGAACUCAGUAGAGGAACUCUUCAGCCUCCUAAAUUUUCUGGAACCACAGCAGUUCCCUUCAGAGACAGCCUUCCUGGAAGAGUUUGGAGAUCUGAAGACAGAGGAGCAGGUGAAGAAGCUGCAGUCCAUCCUGAAGCCCAUGAUGCUGCGACGGCUGAAGGAUGAUGUAGAGAAGAAUCUGGCACCCAAGCAAGAGACCAUCAUUGAGGUGGAGCUGACCAAUAUCCAAAAGAAAUACUACCGGGCCAUCCUGGAGAAGAAUUUCUCCUUCCUCUCCAAGGGUGCCAACCAGCACAAUAUGCCCAACCUCAUCAAUACCAUGAUGGAGCUGCGCAAGUGCUGCAAUCACCCGUACCUCAUCAAUGGGGCAGAAGAGAAGAUCCUGGAAGACUUCCGUAAAACACACUGCCCAGAGGCACCAGACUUCCAGCUGCAGGCAAUGAUCCAGGCAGCUGGGAAGCUGGUGCUCAUAGAUAAGCUGCUUCCCAAGCUGAUCGCUGGUGGGCACAAGGUGCUCAUCUUCUCACAGAUGGUGCGCUGCCUUGACAUCCUGGAAGACUAUCUCAUCCAGAGACGGUACACCUAUGAGCGCAUCGACGGGCGGGUGCGCGGCAACCUGCGCCAGGCUGCCAUCGACCGCUUCUGCAAGCCCGACUCGGAUCGCUUUGUGUUUCUCCUGUGCACACGGGCAGGCGGGCUGGGCAUCAACCUGACAGCUGCCGAUACCUGCAUCAUCUUUGAUUCCGACUGGAACCCACAGAAUGACCUGCAGGCUCAAGCUCGCUGCCACCGGAUUGGGCAAAGCAAGGCUGUGAAGGUCUAUCGCCUCAUCACCAGGAACUCCUAUGAGCGGGAGAUGUUCGACAAGGCCAGCCUGAAGCUGGGCCUGGAUAAAGCUGUGCUGCAGGACAUCAAUCGCAAGGGCAGCACCAAUGGGGUUCAGCAGCUCUCCAAGAUGGAGGUGGAGGACCUGCUGCGGAAGGGUGCCUAUGGCGCACUCAUGGAUGAGGAGGACGAGGGGUCGAAGUUUUGUGAGGAAGAUAUUGAUCAGAUCCUCCAGCGCAGGACACAGACCAUCACAAUCCAGUCUGAAGGGAAGGGUUCCACCUUUGCAAAGGCCAGCUUUGUAGCAUCAGGAAACAGAACUGACAUUUCCUUAGAUGAUCCCAACUUCUGGCAGAAGUGGGCAAAGAUAGCAGAACUUGAUACAGAUGCCAAGAAUGAAAAGGAGAGCCUAGUCAUUGACAGACCCCGGGUAAGGAAGCAAACCAAACACUACAACUCCUUUGAAGAGGAUGAACUGAUGGAGUUCUCUGAGCUGGACAGUGACUCGGAUGAGCGACCCACACGCUCGCGGCGCUUUAACGAGAAGACGCGGCGGUAUCUGCGGGCUGAGUGCUUCCGUGUGGAGAAGAACCUGCUUAUAUUUGGCUGGGGACGCUGGAAAGAUAUCCUGACCCAUGGGCGGUUCAAGUGGCACCUGAAUGAGAAGGACAUGGAGAUGAUUUGUCGGGCCUUGCUGGUGUAUUGUGUCAAACACUACAAGGGGGAUGAGAAGAUUAAGAGUUUUAUCUGGGACCUCAUCACACCAACAAAGGAUGGCCAGAAUCAGGCUCUGCAGAAUCACUCAGGCUUGUCAGCACCAGUGCCCAGAGGCAGGAAGGGGAAGAAGACAAAGAACCAGAUGCUGCUUCCUGAGAUCAAGAAUGCAGACUGGCUCGCCACCUGCAACCCUGAGGUGGUGCUCCAUGAUGACAGCUACAAGAAGCACCUCAAACAACACUGCAACAAGGUCCUGCUGCGGGUGCGAAUGCUCUACUACCUGAAGGCUGAAGUGCUGGGGGAGGCUGCGGAUAAAGCCUUUGAGGGGACUCCUGCCAGGGAGCUGGAUGUGCUGCUGCCAGACAUUGACUACGUGGAGAUCCCAGUGGACUGGUGGAAUGCUGAAGCCGAUAAAUCCCUGCUCAUCGGUGUCUUCAAGCACGGUUAUGAGCGGUACAACGCCAUGCGGGCGGACCCAGCGCUGUGUUUCCUGGAGAAGGUGGGCAUGCCAGAUGAGAAGCUGCUCUCUGCCGAGCAGGGCGUCAACGAUGGGGCACAGGAUGCUGCUGAAAGGGGCAGCGUGGAAAAAGAAGAGAGCAGUGGAGAAAAGCUGGAGGGACUGUCAAAACAGGAGGUGAGUGGGAUUCACACCCAGGAUGGCUCCGACUCAGACAGAUCCUGCUGGCCUGUCUCCUCUGCUCUCACGGCCAGACUGCGGCGACUUGUCACCGUCUACCAGCGCUGCAACCGCAAGGAGCUGCCUCCCCGCACCGAGAUGCUGGUGCCUGGUAACCAUGGCUACUGGCUGCAGGAUGAGAUGUUCCGGAGAGCCUCUGAGAUGGACUCGGUGAAUAAAGAGAUGCAGAAAAGGUGGACCAGGAGGGAGCAGGCAGAUUUCUACCGCACUGUCUCCUCCUUUGGGGUUAUCUAUGACCAAGAGAAAAAAAUCUUUGACUGGGCCCAGUUCCGAGCCAUCUCUCGGCUGGAGAAGAAAACUGAUGAGAGCCUGGAGAAGUACUUCUACAGCUUUGUGGCCAUGUGCAAGAAUGUCUGUGGUCUCCCUUUGUGGAAGGAGGAUGGUACUCCAGACCCUGACAUCUAUGUGGAGCCCAUCACAGAGGAGCGUGCUGCCAGGACCCUGUACCGCAUUGAGCUGCUGCGCAAGGUGCGCGAGCAGGUGCUCAAGUGCCCCCAGCUCCAGGAGCGCCUCAAGCUGUGCCGGCCCAGCCUCUACCUGCCUGUGUGGUGGGAGUGUGGCAAACACGACCGGGACCUGCUGAUUGGCACCGCCAAGCACGGCCUGAACCGCACUGACUACUACAUCAUGAAUGACCCCCAGCUGUCUUUUUUAGAUGCAUACAGAAACUAUGCCCAGCAUAAAAGAACGGGGUUCCCAGGCCCAGAAACCCUGUGCUGCCUUUACCAGUCUAACUCCAAACUCUACAGUUCCCCCAUGUACAGCCAGAUGGACCAGACCUGUGAGACCCUGGAGAACGAAGCCGAGAGUCACAUCAAGCUAGAAACCGUGGACAGCACCAUGUCCCAGGCCGGGGGCAGCCCACUGGAUGCAAGCUGUGAAACGUUCAUGUCUGAAGUCCGGGACAUAAUUUCCAGUAACUAUGACGAGAGCUCCCUGCCAGACUCACUGGUUUGCAUGAUGUAUGAUGAGAAGGCCUGUCCCAGCGAGCAGAGCUCCCUCGCCAGGGACAGUCCAAGCUGCACAGAUGUAGGAAGCAGCGUUGCCAAACUCUCCGAGGGCAAGCUGGAAGGGGAUGAAGAUCCAUCCAGCUGUGAUGCAGAUGCCAUGAGAGAGGCUCCCUUCUUGGAGGGUUUGCAGAUGGGGUCUGACCAAAUGGACAAUCAGAAUGAGGAAGUUGAGCCUUCGCCUUCUACUCCUGAGAGCAAUCCUUCACAGAGUGCUCCAACCAAGCUCGGCAAAGGCUUGGAACAGAAAGGAGCACUUGCCAGCCCAGCAGCUGGACUGCCCGAGCACAGAGCCAUGGAAAGAGUCCUAGGUGUGGGGCUCUACAGUCCCAGUCUACAUAACUAUGAGCUAGAGGUUCCUCCUGAGCAGAGAUUCAUCAGUCUGCUGCAGGAGAAAGGAUUGGAGGCAAAGUUGGGGCCAAGUCAGAGCCAUAGUGAGGAAGAUGAGGAGGAAGAAGAGGAUGAUGAUAACUCUGAGGCUGCAGCAGAUGCCAUGGAAGGCUUGAAUGGUCCCAGGACCAGGGCUGAUUGUGACCCCGAAGCUCAUGAAAUGGGGGGUGAGGAGCAGAGCUCUGGUCUCCCCACACCUGAGGAUACUUGCCCAGAAGAUGUAAAUGGCGAGAGGGAGUCCCUGGGGCUGGGGGAGCCCAGGGCAGAGGGCAGGGAGGAUUGUGGCUUGAAUGAGGAGAGCACCCAGCAGCACUCACCAGGCCAGGCUCAGAGCCAGCCCUUCAGCCUGCACACACCUCUGCCUCAGGGGGGGCCUCUGGGCCAAGAUGCUGAGGGGCAGACAGGCUGCACAGAGGCCCCACACCCUGACCCUCAGGGCAUAAAGCAAGAAGAAUAUGAUAACAGAGAUGACGGGGAGAAAGCCAGCAGCAACCAGAGCCAAGAUGGUCCGGAGAAGUACUUGGAGGAAGAGAACAAGAAUUCUGUUUCUGUCCUGCCUGGGGAAAUUGAUGAUCUUCACGAUGCCCGGGCACCGACCAUUGCCCAGCUGCUGCAGGAGAAGACGCUUUACUCCUUCUCUGAGUGGCCUAAGGACCGUGUGAUCAUCAACCGCAUUGACAAUAUCUGCCACGCCAUCCUGAAGGGCAAGUGGCCUUCCUCCAGCCAGCAGUUUGAGUCACAGAGCCUGCUGACAGCCCCAGCCAUGGCCAGCAACACUGGCAGCAGGAGCAGCUUUACUGGGUCAGAAACCCCUGAUCCCAGCUUCAAUAACGGGGUCUUAAUGUCACGAGUACAAAAGGAAGGUUUCCUGAGCCCUGCCUUUGCAAAAGAUGAGCGGAAGCACAGGAGACCCUAUGAAUUCGAGAUGGAGAGAGAUGCCAAACAGAGGAGCCUGGAGCAUCUGGCAGCAGCCCAUGUCCAUCCCCCCAUUGUGCUGAACGGCUGGCGUGAGGCAGCGGUGGACUUGUCCAGAGCCUCUGAUGGGUCCCCAGGGAGCUCCUCUCCGUUCCCCCUGAACACAAACAUGCCCAAACUGGGGACUGUGAAUGCCCUCCAGAGCUCCCUGGGCAUGGACUUGUCUGGUAUCCUACAGGCAGGGUUAAUCCAUCCUGUCACUGGACAGAUUGUAAAUGGCAGCCUCCGAAGAGAUGAUGCUGCUAUGAGGAGGAGACGGGGCAGGAGGAAAAAUGUCGAAGGGAUGGACCUCAUCUUCUUGAAGGAGAGGCCUCUUCCAAACAGGCUGCAGGAUGUUCAGGAAGACCAGCCGCAGCCCCCUCAGAACAGUCCCCUGCCUGAUGGGCCGGUUGCUGCUACCUCAACUCCACAGCCAGUCCCAGCUGCAGGCAGCCAAGAGAAGGCUGUCCCGAAUAAGAGUCUCCUUGACUGGCUCCGGCAGCAGUCUGACUACACCCUCGAUGUUCCCAGCUUUGGCACAAAUUUUUCAGACAAGCCCAAGCAGAGGAGGCAGCGCUGCAAGGACCCCAACAAACUGGACAUUAGCUCUCUGACGGGAGAGGAGCGGGUGCCGGUGGUACAUAAGGGUACCGGACGGCGGGGCUACUUACCCGAAAACAAAUUCAAUCGCAUCCUCACCGAGCCUGUGCUCCGGGACACUGGGCCACGCCGGAGAGGGAGGAGGCCCCGGAGUGAACUCCUUAAAGGCCCUGGUGUUGUAGCAGAUUCGUCUUCUGGAAUGGGACCAUUGUUCAUGAACGGACUAAUUGCUGGGAUGGAUCUAGUGGGACUUCAGAACAUGAGAAAUAUGCAAGGGAUCCCUCUGACUGGGCUGGUCGGGUUUCCUGCUGGCUUUGCAGCAGUACCUGCUGGUGAGGAUGUGAAGAGCACCCUGAGCAUGCUGCCCAUGAUGCUGCCGGGCAUGGCCACCGUCCCCCAGAUGUUCGGUGUGGGAGGACUCCUGAACUCCCCGAUGACGACGACUUGCACCGUGACUGCUCCAACUUCGUUAACAAGCACAACGAAAGGUGGCACAGCCAGCACCGAGAAAACCAACGAGGAGAAACAGGGCAGUCAGGAUGGGAAAAAAGAACCUCUCGCUGAAGAUAAGCCUGGUCCUAGUUCAUUUUCUAAUCAGACAGAAUCUGCAAUAACUACCAGUAGUCCUGUAGCUUUUAACCCAUUUCUUAUCCCAGGGAUGUCUCCUGGACUGAUCUAUCCCUCCAUGUUCCUUUCCCCUGGCAUCGGCAUGGCACUGCCUGGCAUCCAGCAGACCAGGCACUCGGAGGCGGUGAACCUGGAGAGCCAGAAGCGGAAGAGGAAGAAAGCAAAAGGGGAAUUGGCAAAUCCAGAGCCAGAAACUGUCUCGCUGACAGAAAAAGAAGCUGCAAACAGUCAAAACUGUGUGGAGCAGAGCCCGCCAGCAGCAGCAGAGAAGGAACAGGAUAGACCAGCAGAGGAGGAGCGCCAAGCUGCUCACAAUACCGAUUAGAACUUUUGUUUCAUUGAAAGAAAAACACAAAAAAUUGUGGCUUGUGAGUUUCUUAUCCCAUAAACUCUUUGUUACUUCCUGUCGUACCCCGCUCCACCUUCAUAAACCUGUGUUUCCAUGAGUAAUAUUAUCUACCUAAUUCCCUGUCAGAAAAAACUGGUGACAUACUACAUGUUAAUAGUUGCAGGGUCUUGCCACUUUAUUAGAUAAACAGUGUUGUCUAGCUAGUAUGGGAGGCACCGAAUUCUCAUUCUGUUUUUCCAGUCGAUCAUCCCAGCCAACAAUAGCAAAUCCAAUACUUGGUCACCCCCCACAAAUUGCUCACUCCUUUGAGAAGAAAAAGCAGCAAAAAAACGAGCAAAAGAAAAGUGUUUAUCUCUUGGUCUAACACUCAGACAAGGGUAUUUCUGUCUACAGCGACACUGAACGAAAGAGCCUAUAUUUGGGCUAAAAGCACAGCUAUAGUAAGUGCUAAUGUGUAUUUUUGAUUUAAAGUAUUUCCCUAUUUUAUCAUGGUUACUAGAAUAGUAGUAUAGACAGAAGUAUAUAACUAAUGAUUGAAAAUGCAUAUAUUCAUUUCUUUGAAAGGAAACGCAUAACUGGUAGUGAUAUAAUUUCUUGAUCACCCCCACCUCAAAGGUUUGGAGACAAACUGCAGAGUGAAAAAACAAUGUAGACGUUCUUUUGUAUUUUUUAAAACCAACGUUUGGUUUUAUGUUACAUGGAGUUUAGUUGCCCUUUCCUUGGUAGUUACAAGAACUUUCCAGCUUGAGCUGGAAAGGUUUUGCACACUUGCAUGACUUUUCUGGGGUUACUGUAUCUGUAGCAACCAGUUCCUUCAUCAUUUUGCUUGUCUUCAGUUCUCCUCUCCGGCGUUAGUUCUCAGUUAUGGCAUUACAGGUGCUCUAAAGGUAUUUUUUCAAGCCGUGAACAGACCACGCUGAUUUUAAUGCUCUUACACGAACACUGAGGCUUUCUGAGUUUUUAUAUUUCCCUCUCCUUACCCCAGAAGCGACGUUCUUUCAGCAAACAUGGAGAAGGCUGAAGGCCAGCUUCCCUCCUUGGGGAGUCCCCUGAGAAGGACCCUUGAGACUUUCAGAGCCUGAGUUUCUUACUUUCUAAUGAUGGACUGUGAAUAGAUGACUUUGGCUUCUUUCCAUUCCGUUUGCUGUUGAACAGUAUUUCCAGUCCUCCAAACUAUUUCAGCAUCUGCAUUUCAAAUGGAUGGGCUUUAAUGCUACCAUCUCCCUGCUCCAGCUCUGGGUACUGAGACUCCUCCACAGGCAACUCUUCUGAUUUCUCCUUCCCCUCACUCUUUUAAUUCUUCUUUCACUUGGGGUUGUUCUUACUUGCAGCUCAUGGUCUGAGAAUUGAAUAUCAAGGCACAGUGGUGCAGCGGUGAGCGAAGGGCAGGCUGGGAGGGAGUUGGAGUGUGUUACUCAUCAGUUUCACACUUGGUUGUCACAAUUUACUGUAUUUUUUACUGUUUUUUUUCUGUUGCAGUUUUGCUAAUUUAUCAGAUGGUCCAAAUGUUUUGACAUAACUAUUUCAGUUUUCAUUAUUUAUUUAUGAUGCUUUUUGUCAUUGUCUUUUAUACAUUUGGGAUUAUAAAUUAUGUACAUGUUAAAAUUAGCAUCUCAAAGAAGUCUGUUACCCAUGGUCAAAAAAACAGUUGGUUUAUAUUUUCACAGAAUUUAUUCUCAGUUUACUGGAUUGGAUGAUUUUUUUUUAAAGUAUGUAGCCAAUCAUAAUGCAAUCCUCCUCCCCCCCAAUAAUUGUGUUCUAUUUAAUAACAUUCUUGUAGCAUAGAUACUGUAUCACUAUCAACAGAUUUCUUAGAAAUGCUGCUAUCUCUAUUUAACUAACAUUUUGUUCAGUUUUUGCCUCCAGUGGAAGCAGAAAGGGUUUUUUCAGCUGUUAAAUCCAAAAUCAAUAUAAUUUAUUUAUGUAAAAAAAAAAAGUCACGAUUGAUAUAUUUUUGAACCUUUUAAGUACUAACUUUGUUUUUAUUCAGUGGAAGAACAUGUACUUGCCCUAAAUCCUUAAAAUACAAAUGCUAUAAAACUUCAUAUAUCUUCAAAGCCUUACUGUGAAUGGAUACAGAAAUCUCUUCCAAGUCUAUUUCUUGUUAUGGGAUGGUUUUUUCCAGGGUUACAUGCAUAAGGAACAGGGUUUAAAGUGAAAUUUAUUUAAUUAGCCAGCAUGCUCUUUACCUUGUUCUUUCUUAGCAGACAUGUAUGCUAUGUCUCUGGGUGUUUAGGCUUCUCUUUGCUACUUUGUGACCCUUUUGCAACCCGAUAUACUCUGUGGAUUAUUUAGACUGUAAGGCGUUAAGUGGCUGCUUCUUCUUUUCCAUCAUAUCCCAAACAAACGCCAAAUUUUCACCGGUUUUCAUGGCUAUUCACACACAUACAUCCUUCACCAAAUGUGCUAACAAAAUAAACUGUCUGUGCUCUUGAACAUGGAUAAAAAGAAAAAGAUUUAAAAGUCAGAUUUUUAUUUUUUUAAUUUAGUGAGUAGAUGAUGCUUAUC
Molecule: messenger RNA, 10602 nt
Organism: Cinclus cinclus
Lineage: Eukaryota; Metazoa; Chordata; Aves; Passeriformes; Cinclidae
Gene: CHD6
Product: chromodomain helicase DNA binding protein 6
Exons: 35
Coding region: 100-8070 (2656 amino acids)
Molecular function (GO): protein binding; ATP-dependent chromatin remodeler activity; ATP binding
Source: RefSeq, a predicted model, not a curated record